This is a messenger RNA of Rhizophagus irregularis DAOM 181602=DAOM 197198, 1789 nucleotides long. RefSeq lists its product as uncharacterized. Gene Ontology annotation, biological process: carbohydrate metabolic process; mannose trimming involved in glycoprotein ERAD pathway. Gene Ontology annotation, cellular component: endoplasmic reticulum; membrane. NCBI's taxonomy places the organism in Eukaryota, Fungi, Glomeromycota, Glomeromycetes, Glomerales, Glomeraceae. The record is from RefSeq and is a predicted model, not a curated record. Gene Ontology annotation, molecular function: calcium ion binding; mannosyl-oligosaccharide 1,2-alpha-mannosidase activity.
UUUUUUUUUUGGUUUCAUCACUGAAUCGUUUACCACAUAUACAUAUAUAUUUAUAUUUUUAUAAAAGUAUGAAUUCUUUGAGUAAAGCUCCAUGGAAAUUAAAUCGAUUAUUCAUUUCAAUAUUCCUUAUUGUCGUUAUCCUACUAGUAACCUAUCAAGUAUUUUUCAUAGUAAACCAAUAUCCUGACAUAUUAAAUAAACCGAAAGAAUGGUGGAACCAUGCUUAUCCUUCUCGUUUAAACAGAUUAGGCAAUGAUGUAGUUCUAAAAAAUGUAACAUCACUCAAAAAAAUUCAGUAUGAUUUUCCAUAUUCAAGUUUCAGAAGAGAAUUCAUUGAAACACCAGAAGAAAGAGAGUUACGAGAAUCUCGUAGAGAAUCAAUCAAACAAGGAUUUUUACAUGCCUGGAAUGGAUAUGUCAAAUAUGCGUGGGGAGCUGACGAAAUUUUACCUAUAUCAAACUUACCAAGGAAUAGUUAUAAUGGAUGGGGAGCUAGUAUAGUUGAUGCAUUAGAUACUAUGUGGAUCAUGGAUCUCAAAGAAGAGUUUAAGAAUGCUACAGAACAUAUAUCUCAUAUUAAUUUUAAUAGUUCUGUUAUACCAAUUAGUAUAUUUGAAACUACUAUCAGAUAUUUGGGUGGAAUGUUAAGUGCUUAUGAAUUAUCUGGUGAUGAAAUGUUAUUAGAAAAAGCAAAACAAUUAGGAGAAGCCAUGAUUCCAUGUUUUAAUUCUCCAACUGGAUUACCUUAUAAUAAUUGGAAUCUCACUAGAGGACUUAUAGAUAGUACUUAUAAGCCAUAUAGUACGGGAAUAUUAGCUCAAGUUGGUACAUUGCAUUUGGAAUAUAUGAAAUUGGCCCAAUUAACUGGAAAUAGCACUUUCUUCUAUAAAGUACAAAAUGUAACGGAUGUUCUUGAUAAAGCAGUAAAAAAAAUUCCCGGCCUUUAUCCUACGUUCAUUAGUCAAGAAACUGGAAGAUUCCUUAACUAUGAUGUAGUAAGUUUUGGAGCUAAUGCUGACAGUUUUUAUGAGUACCUGAUCAAACAAUAUUUAUUUGUUGGAGGGGCAAUUGAUCAAUAUAGAAGAAUGUAUGAGGAAUCAAUUGAUAGCAUGCAUGAAUACCUGAUAAAAGAAGGUCAAGUAAAAAAUCGUCCGGAUUUGUUAUUCCUUGGAGAAAUCUAUCAUGGUUUUCUUCCUAGAAUGGAACAUUUGAGUUGUUUUGUACCAGGAAUGUUAGCAAUUGGAUCAAAAACAUUAAAUAGACCAAAAGAUCUAGAAGUAGCAAUAAAAUUGGGAGAAACAUGUUAUUGGGCAUAUAAUUCUACUACAACAGGAAUUGGUCCAGAAGAUUUUUAUUUUCUACAAAAAAAUGUUACAGUAGACGAAAAAACGCGUUGGAUGCAAAAAAAUCAAAAAGAUACUGUUUUGCCUGAUGGUAUUUAUAAACUUAAUGGAAAUUAUUUGCUUAGACCUGAAACUGUUGAAAGUCUGUUUAUAUUGUAUAGAGUUACUGGAGAUAAGUCAUAUCAAGAAAAAGGUUGGAAAAUAUGGAAGGCAAUUGAAAAAUGGUGCAAAACUGAAUCUGCUUAUUCUGGAUUAUAUAAUGUGGCAUCAAAUAAAGAAAUUGUACAAAAUAACAAUAUGGAAAGUUUCUUCCUCGCAGAAACAUUAAAAUAUUUAUAUUUAUUAUUUAGUACACCUGAUGUAAUUUCACUAGAUGAUUAUGUAUUUAACACUGAAGCUCAUCCUCUCUUAAGAAUGAAACCAUAAUAAUUAUUCUUUUGUUACAU